GGUCUAUCGGUCAAUGCUGAAGCCCAGCGUGAACUGUGUAUAUCACUCUAAAUACCGCACUUAAAAUAACAAAAAAACGAAAUUACCGGAUUAGUAUUUUUGUAGACACCUAAACCACAUGGACCGCUUGCGCUUUGUUUUUAAAACCGCCUAAUUUGUUUCUUAUGAAAAGAAAAUAAAUUAGCAAAGCUACGUUAGCUGAAGUAGCAGCAUUAGUGGAGACUCGAGUAACUGGAGGAGUAGCUUUACACGUUGGCUGUCACUAGAUCAACUGUCAGCUAACACGUCAAAUAGCAUAUUCCGCACUUGUCCGCGGUGUGUGACGUUUUUUUCAAACAGCCAGAAAACUCUGCUCAAGUUGUCGUUUAUGGGAUCACCAUGUCCAUGAAGCCGCAGGCCGGUGGAAAUCGCAAACCCGGCGGAAGCAACAGCGGAGCCGCUGCGGCCUCCGGCACCGGGGGAGCAGGGGGUGGUGUUGGACGCCAGAACAUAGGCAGAGGACGCAACAAUGCCAAAGGACCCACAACUGCAGUGGCAUUCAAUGGAGUUUAUGCAAACAUGAGGUUGGUUCAUGUUUUGACCUCAGUUGUGGGCACCAAAUGUGAACUUAAGGUCAAAAAUGGUCUAAUCUAUGAUGGAGUUUUUAAAGCAUUUAACCAAGAGUGUGAUAUUGCCCUGGAUGCUGCACACAGGAAGAGUUUAGAGCCAAGUGUGGGCCCUCGUCGUGAAGAUAUUAUUGACAGCAUCACCUUUAAGUCCUCAGAUGUAGUGCUGGUGCAUUUUAAAGAUGUGGACCUUAACUAUGCCAAGAAAGUCUCAUCUGAUGCAGAUAACUUCACAGACACUGCGGUAAGCGCUCGUGUGAACGGGGAGCACAAAGAGAAGGACUUGGAACCCUGGGAUGGAGGAGAACAGCACAUCUCAGGCAGUAUGGAAUCUCUUGACACAGACAUGUCAAAUGGUUGGGAUCCUGAUGAGAUGUUUAAAUACAAUGAGGAGACAUAUGGCGUGAAGUCCACCUAUGACAGCAGCUUGUCCUCAUACACGGUUCCAUUGGAGCGAGACAACUCUGAGGAGUUCCUUAAGCGGGAGGCUCGUGCAGCACAGCUUGCGGAGGAGAUCGAAGCCAGUGCCCCCCACAAGGCCCGCGUAGCCCUGGAGAAUGACGACCGGUCAGAGGAGGAUAAAUAUACUGCUGUGGUUCGUGGAGAGAGGGAGCUUCACAGCCUCAACAGGGAGAACAAAUACAUUCCCCCUGUUCAGAGGAACAAAGAACCAGGGAUGUCAUGGGGAGCUGGUCGUCACCCACACACAAGUGGGCCACCAACACCUCGAUCUGGACCUCACGACUACAACACAGUGGAACAGCGUGUAGUCAAUGGAGGUUCUCACCCUUGGCCCUCGCGCUGCCCAUCUCCCUCUUCUCGCCCUCCAUCACGUUACCAGUCAGGCCCCAACAACUCUCUUCCACCCCGGGCGGCCACGCCCACAAGACCUCCCUCCAGACCCCCAUCCAGGCCCUCGCGGCCCCAGUCUCACCCCUCUGCACAUGGCUCCCUGGGGCCACUGUCCACCAUACCCAAACGCCUGUCCUCGGAAGGUCCUCCAAGAAUGUCUCCUAAAUCACAGCGGACCCCCAGACCUCAUAGAGUGCCCUCAUGUCGGGGUGGUGGGCCCCCUUCCGGAGAUUUCAUGUCUCAAGGUGCGUCUGAGCUUUCGACUCCUCCGCCUGCUCGCAACAGCCCUUCCGGGGGAACCUGGUCAUCUGUAGUUAGUGGUGCACACAGACCUCGUUCACCUCGACAGAAUAGCAUCGGUGGAGGUGCUCUGAACCCCUCCUGUGUGUCUUCCCCUCAGGCUGGCACGGUGCCGGUAGACUCUGUAACAGUUUCCACAACAGCGACGUCACCUACAGCAGCAAACACAGCCACCAACCUGGAUGCAUCUCAGAUUGAAGAGGCCAAAGAAUCAAGAACACUAGAGACAAGACAGAAUUCUCCCAAUGCCAACAAGGAAAAUGUGAAGCCUCUUGAAAGUUCUGCCAGUAUCGCUCGAAUUGUCGACAAAGGAUCUCCCAGCAUGGCUUCAGACCAGAGGAAACAAAUAGAUAAUUUAAAGAAAUUCAGUGCAGCAUUUGUAUUGCAGGACCUAGGGGAUAAGGCAAAAGAUCAACAAGCUGACAAAAAUGCAGGAGACUCAACUGGAGGCAAAGUCUCCAUAGAGUCCUCUUUUUGUGAAGAGGCCUCCACUUCUGUCGGCCCAGCAAGAAGUAAAUCUGGUACCCCAUCUCUAUCUCCCUCCUUUGCGGUAGCGGAGCAGAAACGAGGGCCCGAUGUGACUUCUCAGGGUGUCCAGACCAGCUCACCUCUGGCCAAUGCUGCAAAAGACAAAGAUGAGAAGGAGGAAAAAAAUGACCCUGUAGCAGAGAGUGUUAGAAAAUCUACUCUCAAUCCCAAUGCCAAGGAGUUCAACCCAAGAGUAAUUUGCUCCCCUCCCAAACCAGCAACAACUCCGACUCUGACUCGGCCCCAGGGUCAGCCCAGCCCUUCCAUUGUAGUACAGCAACCCUCUGCUGUCUAUGGCCAGACAAUGUUCCAGAUGUACCCUCUGACCCCCGUCAGUCCUGGCGUACAGAAAAGCAUUAUUUGGAAGCCUCCAGCCAUGUACCAUGUUCAGGUUCCUCACAUGACCAUGAGCCAGACCAAGCCCUACAGACCAGGUAAAGUUCCAAACAUGCCACAGCAGAGACCAGACCAACAUCACCAACCUGGCACGUCUACAAUGAUGCACCCGGCUACAGCUGCCGGACCACCCAUUGUGGCACAGAGCCCAGCUUACUCCACCCAGUACUUUACCUGUAGCCCCCAGCAGUUUGCUAGUCAACCUCUGGUACAACAGAUGCACCACUACCAGUCCCAGGCCCAGCACGUGUUCAGCCCCGUUAUCCAGGGCAGUGCAAGGAUGCUCACCCCUCCUUCCCAUGCUCAGCCCAACCUGGUGUCCUCCUCCACCACUCAGUAUGGUGAGCAGACGCAUACUAUGUAUGUGUCUGCGCCCAUUCAUCAGCAGUUCUCCCACCCAAGCUCCACCCUGCACCCCCACCCGCAGCACCCUCAGCCCUCUGCAACCCCAACAGGACAACCUCAGCAGGGUAACCAGCAAGGAGGUAGCCACCCGGCCCAUAGCCCCGUUCAGCAUCCCCAGCACCAGGCAGCAGCUGCCGCAGCAGCAGCCCAGGCCAUGCACUUGGGCAACCCUCAACAGCAACAGAUGUACUCUGCCCUGGCUCACACCCCACCUUCUAUGACCCCAGGCCCCAACCCACAAUCCCCUCAAGGCAGUUUCGCCUCUGCCCAGCAGGCUGUAUACAUUCAUCCGCAGGUGCAGCAUGGGUACAACCCUAACCAUAUGGCUCAUGUGCAGCAGACUCACAUGCAGGCAGGGAUGGUGCCCACACAUCAUGGCAAUCCUUCCCACCCACCCACUAUGAUGUUGAUGGCCACACAGGGGCCUGCCGGCCACCAGCCUGGACUGUCCCAGGGGACUCUCAACUCUAUCUCCAUGUCUUCAAACGCACCCUACCCUUACACCCUCACCCCUGUGCAAGCUCACCAUCAGCAUCAGCAGCAGAUGUAGAGGAUGAAGAUAAGAGAACCGCAGUCAAGUCAAGAGUAACAUCUGAUCCAUGCAGACCCAUCUGGACCCAUCUCCACUUACUGGCCAAUCAGUCUUUACCUUUCUCUAAUAAGCCCCUAAAUGGCCACAAGACAUUGAGUGAUGCCGCUCGAUUGCAAGCCACCACCAGUGAUUUGAAAAAAGCUAACAGGCGAAGAAGUAGUGAACUGUGGCUUUUUAAAAAAAAGAAAAGAAACAAGUGAGUUUUAACAGGGAAUCAAUUUUCACAGUGACACUAGAACUCUCGCAGUGGGUCCUAACAAUAACAAAAAGCCCAGAUGUGUGAGAAAACUUUGGGUAAAUAACUGGAACAUUUUGUCUGCACCUUCUAAGUUAAUGAAAAUUCUUCCAUAUAUUGACAGUAUUAACAUUACUGUUGAAUACCGCUGCUAUAGCUGUGCUCAAGACCUUGGGGUAAAUCGAAAUAAAAUGGUUCUAACCAAUCUAAACACAUAAGAAACUUCCAAUAAUGAAGAUGUUUGGCAAAAAAAUCCAGAUAAAUUAUUUAUUAAUUUAAUCUGAUGACAAAACCCCGUUAGACUUGACUGUUGUAAAACUGUUAAGUUAAAAUAACUUUUACUUUGUAGAUAAUAUAAACAAAUUUAAAAACAUUAAAAAAAGUUUUAAAAACUU
This is a messenger RNA of Misgurnus anguillicaudatus (oriental weatherfish), 4308 nucleotides long. It is a transcript of the gene atxn2, whose product is annotated as ataxin 2. Gene Ontology annotation, cellular component: cytoplasmic stress granule. NCBI's taxonomy places the organism in Eukaryota, Metazoa, Chordata, Actinopteri, Cypriniformes, Cobitidae. The record is from RefSeq and is a predicted model, not a curated record. Gene Ontology annotation, molecular function: mRNA binding. Gene Ontology annotation, biological process: cytoplasmic stress granule assembly.